Messenger RNA from Penicillium nucicola, 4446 nucleotides. Its product is annotated as putative ABC transporter. The record is from RefSeq and is a predicted model, not a curated record. Lineage: Eukaryota; Fungi; Ascomycota; Eurotiomycetes; Eurotiales; Aspergillaceae. Gene Ontology annotation, cellular component: membrane. The transcript has 4 exons. Bases 1 to 4446 code for a protein of 1481 amino acids. Gene Ontology annotation, molecular function: ABC-type transporter activity; ATP hydrolysis activity; ATP binding. Gene Ontology annotation, biological process: transmembrane transport.
AUGUCAUCACUACCACACGCCGAUGCCGUUGAUGAAAAGCUGUCGAUGAAGACAAGUAGCGACUCAGACUUGAAUGAGUCUGAGACACAUAGCUAUGGACGACAGCUCGAAGAAGCCCGCAUUGCCCACACCCAAGCCAACACGCCUCUGCAGACUGGUGUCAAUGUUGAACAGGCCGAGCAAGAUUUCUUGGAGCUGAACAGACAAUUCUCCAGCUCGCAUCAAGCCCGCAGAUUAUCGCAACAAGUAUCUCGUGUUUCCAAAUCUGGUGCUACUGCAGAUGUUGAAAAGGCUGCGAGUUCGACCGAAACAAAUGAGUCCUGGGACCUGGAGACUGCACUGCAUGGCCAGCAUGCCGCCGAAGAAGAAGCUGGAAUUAAAGACAAGCAUAUUGGUGUAAUCUGGGAUAACCUCUCUGUCCGCGGAAUUGGUGGCGUCAAGACAAUCAUCAAGACGUUCCCAGAUGCCAUCAUUGACUUUCUGAAUGUCCCGGCCAUGGUUAUGGAUCUUUUCGGGUGGGGAAAAAAAGGACAAGAAGUAAACAUCCUGGAAGGCUUCCGGGGUCUCACACGACCUGGCGAAAUGGUGCUGGUCCUUGGACGUCCUGGCUCAGGCUGUACGUCUUUUCUGAAAGUCAUCUCCAACCAGCGAGUCGGAUAUACUGCGAUCGAUGGAGAAGUUCUUUAUGGUCCGUAUGAACACGACGAGUUCGCCAAAAGGUUCCGUGGAGAAUCUGUGUACAACCAAGAGGAUGAUAUCCACCAGCCUACCUUGACAGUUAAGCAAACCCUCGGUUUUGCUCUGGACACAAAAACCCCUGGGAAACGACCAUUUGGAGUUUCGAAGGCUGAGUUCAAGGAAAGAGUCAUCAACAUGUUGCUGAAGAUGUUCAACAUUGAGCAUACGGCGAAUACUGUGAUCGGUAACAUGUUCAUUCGCGGUGUUUCUGGAGGUGAAAGACGUCGAGUCUCAAUUGCAGAGAUGAUGAUCACCUCAGGAACAGUCUUGGCCUGGGAUAACAGCACUCGCGGACUGGAUGCUUCGACCGCCCUUGAUUUUGCCAAAUCACUUCGCAUCUUGACCAACAUCUACAAAACCACCACCUUCGUGUCGCUCUAUCAAGCAUCCGAGAACAUAUACAAGCAGUUCGACAAAGUUCUUGUGAUUGACAGCGGCCGUCAAGUAUUCUUCGGCCCAACAGCGGAAGCAAGAGCCUACUUCGAAGGCCUCGGGUUCCGCGAAAAGCCUCGUCAAACUACCCCUGAUUACCUGACAGGAACUACCGAUCCCUUUGAAAGAGAAUUCAAGGAUGGCAGAAGCGCCGAAAAUGUACCUUCGACGCCGGAUGCGUUGGCCAAGGCCUUUAACACAUCCGUGUAUAGCGAAAGACUAGACCAGGACAUGAAGUCUUACCGUGCUCAAAUUGCACACCAGAAGCAAAUUCAUGACGAUUUUGAGAUCGCCAACAAGGAAGCAAAGCGAAAGUUUACCCCAAACUCAUCGGUGUACUCAAUUCCCUUCCAUAUUCAAAUUUGGGCCUUGAUGCAACGACAGUUUCUUCUCAAAUGGCAGGACAAGUUUGCCAUGACCGUUUCUUGGAUCACCUCUAUUGGUAUUGCUAUCAUAUUAGGUACUGUGUGGCUCAACUCCCCAACGACCAGUGCUGGUGCUUUUACCAGAGGUGGUCUAUUGUUCAUCAGUCUGCUCUUCAAUGGAUUCCAAGCGUUCUCCGAGCUUGCAUCGACCAUGAUGGGUCGCUCAAUCGUCAAUAAACACCGGUCUUUCGCCUUUUACAGACCUAGCGCACUUUUCAUCGCACAGAUCAUUGUUGACACAACGUUUGCGAUCGCAAGAAUUCUCGUAUUCAGCAUAAUAGUGUACUUCAUGUGUGGAUUGGUCCGCGAUGCUGGAGCUUUCUUCACGUUUGUUUUAAUCAUUCUCGAGGGUUAUGUGACAAUGACGGUAUUCUUCCGAACCGUGGGCUGUCUUUGUCCCGACUUUGAUUCCGCUAUCAAAUUUGCCUCGGUCAUUAUCACUCUGUUUGUCUUGACCUCUGGAUAUCUCAUUCAGUGGUCUGGCGCCCAGGUAUGGCUGCGGUGGAUUUACUAUAUCAAUCCCUUCGGUCUUGGAUUUGCAUCUUUGAUGGUGAAUGAGUUCAAACGAUUGACUAUGACGUGCACGAAAGAAUCCCUCGUUCCCACCGGUCCUGGCUAUGAUGACAUUGCUCACCAAGUCUGUACUUUAGCUGGAGGCGAGCCUGGAUCCGCAAUCAUCCCAGGAGCCAACUAUGUCGCACAGACGUUCAGCUAUUUAAAAGGUGAUUUAUGGCGGAAUUUUGGUAUUAUGAUUGCCCUUAUCAUCGGCUUCCUUGGAACAAAUCUGUACUUUGGAGAAAUUCUUCAGUUUGAGGCAGGUGGAAAGACUAUCACCUUCUAUCAAAAGGAGAAUGCCGAGCGAAAAGCGCUCAAUGAGGAUCUGAUGGCGAAGAAGGCCAACCGGCAAUCCAAGACUCUCGAUAUGGGAUCAAACUUGGAUAUCAGCUCGAAAUCCGUGUUCACAUGGGAAGAUGUUUCUUACGAAGUGCCUGUUCCCUCGGGUACUCGACGUCUGCUAAACUCUGUCUAUGGCUAUGUCCAACCCGGAAAGUUGACAGCACUCAUGGGUGCCUCCGGUGCAGGAAAGACGACACUGCUUGAUGUUUUGGCCGCAAGAAAGAACAUUGGUGUUGUCAGAGGAGACAUCCUUGUCGACGGCAAGCCUCCUGGCACCUCAUUCCAGCGAGGAACAUCCUACGCCGAGCAGCUUGAUGUCCAUGAAGCUAUGCAGACUGUGCGAGAAGCGCUGCGAUUUUCUGCAGAUCUACGCCAACCAUUUGAAACCCCACAAUCCGAGAAAUACGCUUAUGUUGAGGAAAUUCUUAAUCUUUUGGAAUUAGAGAAUCUGGCAGAUGCAAUCAUUGGAACUCCUGAUACCGGUCUUUCGGUAGAAGAGAGAAAGCGCGUUACCAUCGGCGUCGAAUUGGCCGCGAAGCCUGAGCUUCUGCUCUUCUUGGACGAACCCACCUCCGGUCUGGACGGUCAAUCUGCUUGGAAUAUUGUACGUUUCCUUCGCAAGCUUUCAGCAGCAGGCCAGGCCAUUCUUUGUACGAUUCACCAGCCGAACUCUGCACUUUUUGAGAAUUUUGAUCGUCUUUUGCUGCUUCAGCGAGGGGGCGAAACUAUCUACUGCGGUGACAUUGGUCAUGACUCUCAUAUCUUGUUGGACUACUUCCGCCGUAAUGGUGCAGACUGCCCUGCAGAUGCCAACCCUGCCGAGUGGAUGCUUGAUGCCAUCGGUGCUGGUCAAACACGUCGGAUUGGAGACCGUGACUGGGGUGACAUCUGGCGAACUUCUCCAGAAUUAGAGAAUCUCAAGCAAGAGAUCGUCCAAAUCAAAGCCAACCGUGCUCAGUUUGUUCAAAACAACAAAGAUGACGCCGAAGUGGAAAAGGAGUAUGCCUCACCUCUUUGGCAUCAGAUUAAGGUCGUUGGUCGACGAACCCAUCUCGUCUUCUGGCGCUCCAAGAACUACGGAUUUACUCGGCUUUACACCCAUGUUGUCAUUGCUAUCAUCACUGGUCUUGCUUUCCUUAACCUGGAUGACUCCAGAUCCUCGCUUCAAUAUCGCAUCUUCGUCAUCUUCAACGUGACUGUCCUCCCCGCUAUCAUCCUCCAGAUGGUCCAGCCACGAUAUGAUAUGUCGCGUUUGAUUUUCUACCGCGAGUCAGCAUCGAAGACGUACAGUCAGUUUGCGUUUUCUCUCUCAAUGGUCAUCGCCGAAAUGCCUUACAGCAUUCUGUGUGCUGUCUGUUUCUUCGUCCCGCUAUACUAUAUCCCCGGUUUCCAGUCCGACUCGAGCCGAGCCGGGUACCAAUUCUUCAUAAUCUUAAUCACCGAGGUCUUUUCCGUGACUUUGGGCCAGAUGAUCUCGGCCCUGACACCCAACAGCCUGAUUGCCUCCCAGAUGAAUCCGCCAAUCACCAUCAUCUUCUCUCUUUUCUGUGGUGUAGCGAUCCCCAAACCGCAGAUGCCAGGGUUCUGGCGCGCGUGGCUGUAUCAACUCGACCCGUUUACUCGCUUGAUUGGAGGAAUGGUUGUCACUGAACUACACGGGCGUGAUGUUGUCUGUUCGGCAGCUGAACUGAAUCAUUUCACGGCUCCCUCAAAUCUCACCUGUGGUGAAUACAUGAAACCUUUCUUUGAUCGUGGUGGCAACGGCUAUCUUGUUGAUGAGGCCACACAGGCUUGCAAGUACUGUGCAUACAAGGUUGGUGAUCAGUUUUAUGCGGCAUUUAGCAUGUACUUUGAUCACCGAUGGAGGGAUCUGGGCAUCUUUGCUGCGUUCAUCGGGUCCAACUUGAUCAUCUUAUUCCUGGCGUCUCGUUUCCUGAAUUUCAACCGUCGUUAG